AAUGGAAACUGGAGGACUUGAAGAGACUGGAUGUCAACCAGGCUGAUAUUGCACCACUGAUGGCUUCCCUUAUCGGUGUGCCUUUCCCCCUGAAUUCUGUGGGAACUCUGCCUCUUGAAUAUCUGAACAAUAGUGCUCAUUUCAAAGCAGAGAGCUUAUUUACCAAUGCUGUUCAGAUUCUCGAGCAAUUUAAGGUUAAGAUGAGUCAGAAAAAAGAAACUACAUUGUCGUUUCUGUUCACACCAUUCAAACCACUUUCUGAUGCUGAACAAAUCAACUUUUUAAAGAAAACGAGACUAUAUAUUCAGCAGCAGAAGUAUGAUGAAGCGGUAUCUCUGUGCAAAACCCUGAUUAACCUUGCUUUGGAAGGCUUGUCUUAUUACCAUACUUACGAUAGAUUGUUCCUGGGUCUAAGUAUUGCAAUGAGUUUUGUGGGCUGGACGACUUACGUGAUUUUGGUGAUUAUCAAGACCCAUACCGAUUUGACCAAGACUGUCCAGAUGAAUAACAAGGAAUCUACUGUUCUUUUCUACAGUUUUGCCUUUCUCGGAUUGAUAGUAGCUUUUUUCCUGUUAAUUCAAGCAUGUCCUUGGACAUACUACAUAUACUGUCUCUUGCCAGUACCAAUAUGGUAUGCAGUUGUCAGAGAACUUCCUGUUUUUCAAGACCUUGCUGCAAAUCUCUUAUCACUUCAUAUCAGUCAGUCUAUAGGAUUCCUCUUGGUUUGUACACUGGGAAUUGAAAUACUAGUCUUCAGCUUUUUCUACCGCUCUGCACUUACUAUUGGUCUUCUUGUCUUUGCUGGCUGGCCAGUGAUGACACAGCUGUGGGUUCAAGCAAAGACAACAGCAUUGAUCUGGAGUCUUCUGUGUGUGCUCCUGGCAGUAUUUCCAUUAAUGCCUGUUGUAGGAAGAGAACCAAACAUUCCUCUGGUAAUAGCAACUGGUUUGCUGACUCUCUUGAUCUCUUGCUUCUCAUUGCCAUCUCUUUGUAAAAGAGAAAAUAAGUACAGAAAUAAUGAAGAUCUGAAAGUACAUUUUUAUCAGAUGUUGAGUAUUGCACUUUCAACAUAUGUUGUGAGCAGUACCCAUGACAGUCUUAAGAACAAACAGGGAUUGCCUGUAUUGAAUCAAAUUAUUAGCUGGAUGACUCUAGCUUCUUCCUCAGUGUUGCCGUUACUGAGCCCCACGUUUCUCUUUCAGCGACUAUUCAGCAUAUUGCUCUCUCUGAUGUCUACCUACCUGCUCCUCAGCACAGGGUAUGAAGCUCUGUUUCCACUGGUGCUGUCUGGUUUGAUGUUUGUGUGGAUAAAUAUGGAGCAAGAAGCACUGCAGCACUAUGGUCUUUCACUCAAACCAAAGCUUGCAGUUUUCAACUUCACCUAUGCUAUUGAUAUAACUCAGUUUCGACAGCUCCACCUAGAUGAUGUCCGCAGGUCUUUCUUCUUUGUUUUCUUCAUAGUGACAGCCUUUUUUGGCACUGGAAACAUAGCUUCUGUUAACAGUUUUGAUCCUGCUUCUGUCUAUUGUUUCUUGACUGUGUUCAGUCCUUUCAUGAUGGGAGGCUUGCUUGUGCUAAAGGUUGUAAUCCCAUUUGUUCUGGUAUCAUGUGCUUUUGAAGCUGUUCAAGUCACAACACAACUGUCUUCUAAGAGCCUUUUCCUCAUUGUUCUUGUGAUUUCAGACAUUAUGGCUUUGCAUUUUUUCUUUUUGGUUAAAGAUUAUGGAAGCUGGCUGGAUAUUGGAACAAGCAUUAGCCACUAUGUGCUGGUGAUGUCAUUGACCAUAUUUAUGAUGCUGAUGAAUGGACUGGCCCAGCUGCUAACUACAAAGAGACUUGAACUUCUCAGAAGGACUAAGCACCAUUCCACGUGA
Phaethon lepturus (White-tailed tropicbird) is the source of this 1874-nucleotide messenger RNA. RefSeq names its product phosphatidylinositol glycan anchor biosynthesis, class N (gene PIGN). Gene Ontology annotation, cellular component: endoplasmic reticulum membrane. The transcript is spliced from 21 exons. The record is from RefSeq and is a predicted model, not a curated record. The annotation marks the transcript as partial. Gene Ontology annotation, biological process: GPI anchor biosynthetic process. Gene Ontology annotation, molecular function: mannose-ethanolamine phosphotransferase activity. NCBI's taxonomy places the organism in Eukaryota, Metazoa, Chordata, Aves, Phaethontiformes, Phaethontidae.